Tympanuchus pallidicinctus (lesser prairie-chicken) is the source of this 3130-nucleotide messenger RNA. RefSeq names its product glutamate decarboxylase like 1 (gene GADL1). NCBI's taxonomy places the organism in Eukaryota, Metazoa, Chordata, Aves, Galliformes, Phasianidae. Gene Ontology annotation, molecular function: carboxy-lyase activity; pyridoxal phosphate binding. The transcript is spliced from 16 exons. Gene Ontology annotation, biological process: carboxylic acid metabolic process. The coding region runs from base 956 to 2605 and encodes 549 amino acids. The record is from RefSeq and is a predicted model, not a curated record. Gene Ontology annotation, cellular component: cytoplasm.
GCAGGGCUGGGCGUCUGAGGGCGUGCGGGGCGAAGGCUCGGUCUCGAUCGCAACGCGGCACAGGACAGCUCGACUAGUCGGUAGUGCCUUCCCUCAUCUCCGAUCCGCGCGAGCAGAGGCGGCGGCUCCACCACGAAGGCGAGAUGGAGGGCACUGCAAUAAGGUAGGCAGGGCAGUACAGUGAUGCGCUGUGACAAGACUGCUGAUCCCCGUGGUCCUGGGAAGGGAGGAGUUAAUCCCACUUCAUAAGUGUAUCGGAAGUCUGUGUACCUGCAUCAGCAGGAAGAUCAUUAUGUAAUGGAAGACAGAAGUUGUGUGUAUAUUUAUGGAAAUUGGGAAGAUGAGAGACUUAUGGCUAAUACUGUGGUGAGACAUCUGGGGGAGCUAGGAAAGUAAUUGACUGAGUUGUGGCAUGCUUAAGCUCCAGAUCUGCCAUUAUUUGCAAGGUUAAGAAAUGAGGAAUACCUUGGACUUGUGAGUAAAAACUGGUUGCUAAGUCAGAAAAGAAGUGCUUGCAGUUCUAUGCUCUUCCAUAAGACCAGCAUUUCCAUGAGCUUCUCUGCUUAUCACAAGUUGGGAAUCUCUUGGGAAAAUGGUCAGAAUGACUUGGGGUUUCAUGUGUUUCAAUUUCACACUGAAUGUGAAUGAGGCUUUAAAACAGAAGAAUUUUAACCCCACAUUGAGAAAGUCUUCUCACUUAUCUACCAGACGUUCAGUGUCCUGCAUUCAUGGAUGAAGUAAGUCAAUGGCAAUCUAUCAGUGGAAAGAUCUCCAAUAAAGCAAUAUAUUUGAAAGAAAACUCCUGGGGGGAAAAAUUAUAUAAAUUUAAGAAAUGUAAUUUGCUUUUCUUAAAUGAAUGAGUGUUGUGAAGUAAUAUGAUGAUUCUCUUAGUGGUAAGAUACGUGCGGUUGUGCUCAGAAUAUGAUCCUGUGCACGUAGCAGUAAUGUUGCAUGAAUGGCAGUAACUCAAAGUGCCUCCCUUCAAAUGGCAUUCAUAUUAAUAUCCUCUGCCAAGACAACACCAAAGAUAGGCUUCUGGUGGUCACUGAGACAGGGAUCCCAGUUGUUCCUUCCAGCUAGUACUUGCAAACAGGAUGUACUCCAGAAGAAGAAGAAUGCUGUCUUGGUGGAUGGAGUCAUCCUGAAUGGUCCAAUAACUGAUUCAAAAGCAGGAGAGAAAUUUGUGGAAGAGGCCUGUAAGAUCAUAAUGGAAAAAAUAAUCCAGAAAGCUGAUGAUGUUACAGAAAAGGUUUGUGAAUGGCGGGCCCCUGAAACACUGAAGAAGAUUCUUGAUCUGGAAAUGAGAGACACUGGAGAAUCUCAUCAGAAACUCUUGCAACUCUGCCAGGAUGUGAUACAGUACAGUGUCAAAACCAAUCAUCCAAGAUUUUACAAUCAGCUGUACGCUGGAAUAGAUUAUUACUCAUUAGUGGCUCGUUUCAUUACUGAAGCACUGAACCCAAGUGUAUAUACAUAUGAAGUAUCACCUGUAUUUCUGUUAGUGGAAGAAGCAGUCAUCAAGAAAAUGAUUGAAUUCAUAGGCUGGGAAGAAGGUGAUGGCAUAUUUAAUCCAGGUGGCUCUGUUUCUAAUAUGUAUGCUAUGAACUUAGCAAGAUACAAGUUUUGUCCAGAGAUAAAGGAAAAAGGGCUCUCAGGUUUGCCAAGACUAGUCCUGUUCACUUCGGAAGAGUGUCAUUACUCCAUGAAGAAGGCAGCCUCUUUCCUGGGUAUUGGUACGGAGAACGUUUACUUCAUCAAAACAGAUGAAAGAGGUAAGAUGAUACCUGAGGAACUGGAGAAACAAGUCCAACGGGCCAGGAAAGAGGGGUCAGCACCAUUUCUUGUCUGUGCUACUGCAGGCACAACAGUACUGGGAGCAUUUGAUCCUCUGGAUAAAAUUGCUGAUAUCUGUGAAAAGCAUCACCUCUGGCUUCAUGUUGACGCUUCUUGGGGCGGCUCAGCUUUGAUAUCAAGAAAGCAUCGCAGACUUCUUCAUGGUAUUCAAAGGGCAGAUUCUGUUGCCUGGAAUCCCCACAAAAUGCUGUUGGCAGGAAUUCAGUGCUGUGCUCUUCUGGUGAAAGACAACUCUGGCCUCCUGAAGAAGUGUUACUCUGCCAAGGCUGCAUACCUGUUCCAGCAGGACAAGUUCUAUGAUGUCAGCUAUGACACUGGUGACAAGUCCAUUCAGUGCAGCAGACGUCCAGAUGCAUUCAAAUUCUGGCUCAUGUGGAAAGCAUUGGGAACCACAGGCCUUGAGGAGAGAGUGAACAGAGCACUGGCUUUGGCUAGAUAUCUUGUGGAAGAAAUUAAGAAAAGAGAAGGAUUUCAGCUUCUUUUGGAGCCGGAGUACGCAAAUGUUUGUUUUUGGUACAUUCCACCAAGCUUAAGAAAAAUGGAGGAUGGACCUGAAUUUUGGCAGAAGCUACACCGGGUUGCUCCUGUAGUUAAAGAAAGGAUGAUGAAGAAGGGCAGCAUGAUGCUUGGGUACCAGCCUAACCAAGGCAAAGUCAACUUCUUCCGCCAGGUGGUGAUCAGCCCACAAGUGAGUCGAGAGGACAUGGACUUCUUGCUGGAUGAGAUAGAACUGCUUGCCAAGGACUUGUAGCUGUAACUCUACAGCACCGGGCACUGCUUGUGUGUGAUGAUUAUGGAGACAGAAUGGCAGCAGUGCUCUGGUGCUAUUGUGUGAAAGGUAGUAAAAAGCUUGACGUAUAGUUUGGAAACUAUCAUUUAACAUUGUGACGUUCAGAGUUUUGCAGGUAGAAUUCCCCUCCACGGGAAAGUAUUUGCUGAUGGAAGCUGGGACAGGGCAGUGCCUGCAGCACCACGGCCAUUCUGGGAAGUGUUUCCUAGAGCAGGGAGCACUUCUGAAAAUGGUGUCUUUAUCCCAGAGAGGGCUGCUAUUCAUGGGGUGCCUGCGUAGCUUGGACUGAUUGCUUAUAUAGGCAGGCAAUAUUCCUCUGAAGUUACUGUUAGUAGCGAAUUUAGCUCAGUGAGCUUUAAAACGCUCAUUAGUACUCUGUCUACUUUGUCAAUAUUUUAGUUUGGUAUGAAUUUAAGAGUACAGACCCGGCUGAUAUUUACACUGAUAAGACUGGAAAUUGUGAACUUCAAUGAAGAGUUCCUCAAG